AUGGAUCUUUCCAAAAGGAAGCUCAUCCAUCAUGCUUGCUUAUAAACUUCUCUGUAAAGCCAUAUGUGUUGCCAAUAUCUUCCUUAAAGAAUCUUGGCAAGGCCUCUUUGGCACAGAGGAAGGGCCCUCAGCCUAGCUCUUCCUUGGCUAUAUCCAGCCGAAAAGGAGUGUUUUCAAAUCCAGAAGGUUUGAGAUAUGAAGCUUGAAACAACUUUGAUCAAACCUCAUGGAGAUAUAUGCGCUUGAAGGAGACCAGAUCCUCUUUCAGAUAGUCUAAUCUCACUCAUUUACAUGAGUGGGGAAGUCUAAUUGAAUGCAUAUGGUAAGACUUGCUUCAUUUUAAACAUGAUGAUAGAGAUCAAUCCGACUAUGAGUCGAAAAUGAUUUGAAAAUCUAAUCUCGUUAAGCUGAUCAUUUAAUUUGCCCUUUAACAAGUCUAACUAAUUCAUAGCAUCUGCGAAGAUAUCCAACGAGCUAUUUUAUCCUAAAAAUACUCCUUUU
Moneuplotes crassus is the source of this 501-nucleotide messenger RNA. The record is from the annotation of a GenBank genome assembly. Lineage: Eukaryota; Ciliophora; Spirotrichea; Euplotida; Euplotidae.